This is a messenger RNA of Anopheles stephensi (Asian malaria mosquito), 4859 nucleotides long. RefSeq names its product steroid hormone receptor ERR2-like. Gene Ontology annotation, cellular component: nucleus. The record is from RefSeq and is a predicted model, not a curated record. Gene Ontology annotation, molecular function: DNA-binding transcription factor activity; nuclear steroid receptor activity; sequence-specific DNA binding. The transcript has 6 exons. Gene Ontology annotation, biological process: regulation of DNA-templated transcription. The coding region runs from base 823 to 2370 and encodes 515 amino acids. Lineage: Eukaryota; Metazoa; Arthropoda; Insecta; Diptera; Culicidae.
CGCGCUCAGUACGAGACUUGAUGUCGCUCGGUUCGCACGGACGGUUAAAAAGCGAGCGGUUCGGUGAGCUAAGUGAGCUACGUGAGACGAAACACAGAAAAAAAAGGAAAGCUCCGUGAAACCGGCGUUACAUUAUGUGCAGUGUUUAACAUUAUCAAAUAAGGGGAAAGCAAUUGGAUUUUUCCCAUUAAGCUCCAAAAAUCAAAUUCGAGGAACAAGUGAUCCUCUCGCGAUCGAGAAAGAUUGGUGCCUGAGUGUGCGUUUGUGCCUUUGCUCGAGCUCGGUGUGUGUGAUGGGGUGUCAUUCCUUUGGAGAGUCAAACGUGCACCAAAAAUGGUGAAUCUGCCGGGUGCAUAGCUCGAAAUGGUGAAAAUUCUUCUGGUCCUGGUUUUGUGAAAGGAAACACGAAGCUGGUUCGGUUGUGGACGCAAAUAUACACACACACACACACACGCUCUCAGUCACUUAGUAGUGCCUUGGCUUAAAAGCCAUUGAUGUGACAUCCGUCAUCUCUUUGCGGUGCAUUUUACGCAUUUUGACUGUUUCACGGCUCAUCGGCGGCAGGUUGUGUCACACAGAUAAAGAAACAGUGAGCGACGAGUGCCUUACUGCGCGGUUGUAGUGAGUGUUGGUGCAUGUUUUUUGUGUUGUUGGCCAAAGGAAUCCAACGUGCAAUAGACUAGAGUUUCGGCUGCAUAUGGACAGUUUGGGUGCGAAAUAAGGAAAACGCUUCAAGCCUGUGCACUGUCUCAGUACCGAAGCACUCAACAAACGCACACAGCUUUGCUUGCGCUCUGCCCCACACUGGACGAAGCCGGCACGAUGGAUACAUGGAUGCAGGAAGUGGUGUCGAUGAUGGCAGGCGACGGAACGUCAGCACGGAUCAAACAGGAACUGAUUGAAACAUCCUGCUGCAGCCCGUCCCCAUCGUCGGUCGGUAGCUUAUCCCAAACCAACAUACUGUACGGCAAUUCACCCACGGGAAAGAUGGACUUCAAAUGCAGUAGCAAUAACAACGACACACAUCUCACAGAGCUGCACGGUAGCGGUGGUGGUGGUGCCGGCGGAAGCAGUGGCAACGGGAAACCACAGUCGCCCGGCUCGCCGGAUCGUCAGUUCUGCAGCUCAACUACCUCCGCCAUCGGGGACUUUGGCAGCGAUGGCACGAACCACGACACGAUCAAGGAGGAGCUGCCGCGACGAUUGUGCCUGGUGUGUGGGGACGUUGCCAGUGGCUUCCACUACGGCGUUGCCAGCUGUGAAGCAUGUAAAGCAUUUUUCAAACGUACCAUUCAAGGAAACAUCGAGUACACCUGUCCCGCGAGUAACGACUGUGAAAUAAACAAACGGCGACGGAAAGCGUGCCAAGCGUGCCGGUUCCGCAAGUGUCUGCUGAUGGGCAUGCUCAAGGAAGGGGUGCGGCUGGAUCGGGUGCGGGGUGGCCGGCAAAAGUAUCGCCGCAAUCCGUGCUCGAACCCGUACCAGAUGCAGAUCAUACAGUCGAACCAGCAGUACACGGCCCAAACGCUGGAAGACAUCAAGAUCCUGGAAGUAUUAUCUUCGUUCGAGCCGGAUCCACUGUCGAUCGGCGGUGGCAGCGAUAUGGUGGCGACCGGCGAGGAACGCAACGGGACGGGCCAAACGUCCAGCUCGUCGUUCUCCUCCGCAUCGUCCUCGUCGUCGUCGACGAGCAGCACGGGCAGCAACUCGCCCGGCGCUACAGCGGCCGCCGCCGAUUCCGGGCUCGACCGGAUGGUGAUCGGAAGCGAUGCGCAGGAAAUUUUGAGCGUGCUGAGUGAUAUUUACGAUAAGGAGCUGGUCGGUGUGAUUGGCUGGGCGAAGCAGAUUCCGGGCUUCACCGAUCUGCCGCUGAACGACCAGAUGCGGCUGCUGCAGGUGAGCUGGGCCGAGCUGCUGACGCUAAUGCUUGCCUACCGCUCGAUCCCGUUCGAUGGUCGGCUGUACUUUGCCACCGACUUCUGGCUCGACGAGCGAUCGGCGAAGGAGUGUGGUGCCCUUGAUCUCUAUAACCAUCUCGCACAAAUCACCCAACGAUUGGAAAAGAUCUCGGCCACCAAGGAGGAGUACUAUCUACUGAAGGCCCUGUCCCUGUCAAAUUGUGAUAUCAGACUGGAUAACUACAGUGCGCUCAAGAAAAUUCGUGACUCGAUACUGUACGCACUCAACGAUUGUGUGCUGUUGAUAAGGCAACAUCAGGCGGUGUCCCAUCAGCAGCAGCUGCUACUGUUGCUGCCAUCGUUACGGCAAGCGGAUCACAUUAUUCGCAAGUUCUGGACGAAUGUGCAUAUCGAGGGCAACGUAACGAUGAACAAGCUGUUUGUCGAAAUGCUCGAGUCCGUCUCACGAUAAGGUUUGCAAUACUAGCGCGCCCCAAGAGGGAAAAAAAGCAAUCUUCUAAAGCUCUUUCAUAUUGUAGGCUGAUGGGAAGCGAAUGCCCAUCAUUUUAUUAGGCACAGAAAAUAAGAGUGAAGUGAGGAGGGGGUAGUGAAGGUGCGUGACUAAAAAUUCGUGGAAUGGUUACCGAGGCGUUAUUCGAAUUGUUUACGUAGUUUUAAGGUUUCUUUUUCUGUUUGUUUCUUUGUUUGUUUGUUUCAAACUACCCGCUCUCGAUUUCUUAGAGAAACUCGGUCUCCUGUUUCGUCACAGCUGUACCAACAGCUGCCCCGGCACUCUAUCGAGAGCGGCCACCUGUUCAGUGUUUGUGUAGUUGGUCGCUACCGGGUCUUUCGUGGAUUGAUUUCAAUGUAGCGUGCGUUGGGCGGGAAGAGAACUCUUCUGUUCUGCGUCUCUUGUGUUAAAGUUACCGCGCGCAACCAUCGGUUCCGUCAGCGCGAACGGAAGCGGCUGAGGGAGAAUGGAUAGUUUUAAUAUUAUAGUAGCUGGGUUUGAUCAGCGCUCCCGUACGGGGAGAGGAGAUUUGCAAUAUGUUUGCGUGGUUUUUUGUCACGCCGCUUCGUAGUAGAGAACCAGUGACCAGCGGUGGCACUUUCUUCAGAGAGUGCCAUCAGCUCAGAGAGCAUGUGAGAGCCAAGUGAGUGAGGAUCGAUUAUGAGAAUGCUUUAUCCUCAACAUUAUUAGAGUAUUGCUUGUUUUUAAUUACAGUACAGAUUAUUAUAGACCACACACACACACACACACACGAACACAAAUAUUGUGUGUCCGAAGGGAAACAAAACUUAACCUCUAUUCGCAAUACACAUCUAUAUACUCCUCCGGUGUAGUGGGCCGUACGUGUAAAUGCCGUAGUAAUUUUGCAGGGUUUCUCAGGCUAGUCGGACAUUGUAACGCCAUAUGUCAGCAGCAUAAAAUGUAAAUGCCGGCAUCGUAUAUGCAAUUCAGUUGGGAUUUUAAGAGAGUUGAAUGUUUGUUUUCCCAUGCUGAAAAGGGCUACGAUGUCGGAUUAGCGUUCUACGCUGCUGACACAUAGUAUUACAAUAUUGAACUGGCCUGAGAAACCCUGUAUGUACAGAAAGCAAUGUUUUUUUCUGGUAUAGACGAUCGCGGACGAUACAAGCAGUGGCAGGCAUUCUGUGUUUUUAUACUGUUCAGGAAUAAGUACAUUCUUGGAUGGAUGCAAUAGGGUGAGCAGUUUUAGAAGAGGAUUCUAUUCCCUGACACAAAACAACAAAAUAGUGUAAAGGAAAAAAAAGGAAGUAAAAUAAGAAAAGUUUAUGAAUGGGUUUGUAUUUCACGAUACGCGCACGUCCAAAAUGCAAGCGGAAUCUCGAUCAGUGGUAUUCUUUUGGGGACGAACGGUGUUUAGGACAGCUGCAAUAGCCCACGUUUUUACACGACACAACAUUACAGUACAACUCCACGUGCAAACGAUCGUUCAAAGUUAGGUGAGCAGAGAAGAAAGUAUGAGGAGGAUUUUAUUUUGUUGAAUGUUUCGCAAACUCUCUGACGCAGACCGCGUGUGUGUACGUAGAUUUUAAACCUUUCCUUAUGAGCGACAAGCAUACGGUUCGGACAAAAGCGUAGAAAGACAAAUAAAAAAGUGAAAAGGAAGGCAGAUCUUCGGGACAGCAACGGACGAUACAAAACAAAUGGAAACAAAAUUUUAUCAGAGUAUAAAGUAUAAAAUAGCAAUAGUUCUAAUAACCAAACUGCUAAAAUCGUUAUUACAUGUAAAGAAAAAGGCGGAUGGUGCCACUUAAUGAAGUUUCGUUGCCCGAAACUCAUCCAAAACGAUGAGUCACAAAAAAAAGGAAGAAGCAAAUAACCGACAAACUGACUGAUGAAAGUCGUACGGAACGAGCGAGUGGGAUGGCAGAGCGAGAAGCAGCACCACACAGAGAUGUAAGAGAUGCGAACGGAAGGAAAAGUUUUAUAGGAGAGAGAGAGAAAAUAUGCAAUUUAUCCAUUUGCCUGCAAUAUAUAACACAGUAAGAAGCGCCACGCGGUGGUGUAGUAGGUAUAGUAGCGAUUAGAAAUCUUCCAUGAUUUUAAGCCGCGUGUUCUAUGACGUUGGGUUGUGUGCGGCGGAUCAAACCGACCGACCGUGGAUGCGACAACAACAAAAAAAGGUAACAAAAAACCCGUUCAAGAAUAGGAAGCAGGGGCGUGGAAGAGAAUGUCUCUCAGGGAAUGUAAGGCGCGAUUUGUUCUUGCGAUUGUGACGAUAGUUUAAAUGGACGUUGAUUGUUUUUUGGUAGUAGUGUUAGUGAAAGUGAAAGUGUGAGGGUGGUGAGCUGGGGGAAGGGAGUCACGGACAGCAUGCCACGUGUAUGUGUGUGCUUCUUGUGCGAGGAGUAGCUGAAUUGGGGGAGCAGUGGGUUAUCGAAUGGAAUGGAUCGUUAAAUAGAAAUACAGCAGGCACUAUUUGCUAAUACGGACAA